AUGGAGGCUCCACCGGUAACUGUGAUGCCUGUGACCGGGGGCACGAUCAACAUGAUGGAGUAUCUAUUACAAGGUAGUGUGUUGGACCAGGCCUUGGAAAGCCUCCUGCAUCGCCUCAGAGGUUUGUGUGACAACAUGGAGCCUGAGACUUUCACAGAUCAUGAACUUGUUUAUCUUCUGAAAGGCCAACAAGGCAACCCUUUCAUUCUCCGUGCUCGUCGCAGUCUGUCCCACCCCACCGCCCCCUGGCACCUCCGUUACCUGGGGCAGCCUGAAGUGGGAGAUAAGAGUCGCCACGCUCUGGUCCGCAACUGUGUGGACGUGGCGACUUCGCACACUCUUCCCGAGUUUCUUAACGAGAUGGGCUUCCGCAUGGAUCAUGAGUUUGUAGCCAAUGGUCACAUAUUUCGAAAAGGUGCAAUGAAAGUGGUUGUGACCAAGCUGUCUCGUAUCCUGGUACCUGGGAACACUGAGAAUAUCGAGCGCCUCUCAUUGUCAUAUUUGGUGGAACUGAGUGUUCUAGCUCCAGCUGGGCAAGACACUGUGUCUGAGGAUAUGCGCAGUUUUGCCGAACAACUCAAACCCCUGGUUCACCUCGAGAAAAUCGAUCCAAGCAAACAGAGACACUGA
Knipowitschia caucasica is the source of this 630-nucleotide messenger RNA. NCBI's taxonomy places the organism in Eukaryota, Metazoa, Chordata, Actinopteri, Gobiiformes, Gobiidae. The record is from the annotation of a GenBank genome assembly.